UACAAUCGCCGUUGUUUGUCACGUGUUUGUUAGUUUGUUACAUAGAUUUUUUAGGUUAUAAGCUAUUUAUAUCACAGUUAUAAGUUUAAAUUGCAUAGAAUUUCUAAAAAUGGGCUACAGGGUGUGUGUUGUAUGCAAAGAAACAUCUAAUAAUUCUACAUUAACUUUUCAUGAGUUACCCAAGAGCAAAUAUCGGCGUAAUGCUUGGAUUUCUGCUUGCAAAUUAGACGAGACUAAACUCAAACAAUCUUCUGUAAUUUGUUCGAAACAUUUUCACGACUAUGACUAUAACUCUUUAAUAAUGGCAAAAAGAAGAUUACACAAUGAAGCGGUACCGUUUUUGGAUCCAGGUGCAGAAAAUGCCACUGAAAGUUUUGUGAAAAAUGAACAACUUCCUAUUGCAGCAGGAUCAAGUGGUCUGAAUUUCCCAAUAAAGAAUGAACCCGUUGCAGUAGCAUGUUCAUUUAUAGAAACAAUUGAAACUCCUAGUGCGGAUAAACAACAAAGUCACGUAAUUGUGGGUAAUAUUAGAACUCCUCGAUAUGUUGGUGAUUUGGUGCCAGAAGAUUUUGCUACUCCCAGAAAAGCAAAAAGACAUCUUGAUUUUGUGAAAAGAGCCAUGGAUGACAAAAGAAAAAAAAUAAAGUUAUUAACAAAGGAGAAGAAACAACUACAAGAUUGGAUUUCUUCACUAAAAGAUUUGCUGGAGCAUCUUCGCACAAAUAAUGUUUUAUCAGAAGAAGCAGCUGCAGCUAUUAUGAGAACAAUUUAAAUGUGCAUUAGUGUGUGUGGAAUAAUUAAAAAAUGUCAGUUUCCUCGUUAAUUUUUUCGAAACUUAUUUGUUAUGUAGGAUGUUAAUUUAAUUAGAUCAUUAUUAUUGCACAUAGUAUACAGUUUGUAAAAAACAACUGAAAUCAACAUUUUCAAAUCCUAUGUUAUUGAAUUUUAAAAAAACGGGGAAAUUUAACUAUGGCCAAGAGAUACGUUAUAGACAUUUGUAAAAUAAUAGAGACCAUAAUUAGCGAAAACAAAAAUAUUACCAACAUUUUUAAUAAUCCCGAUAUGAACAUCAUUGUGUUUCUCAUGACUUACUAGAUAAUCAUAAAAUACAAUUAAUGAAGGCCAUAGCGGAAAUGUAUUUGAAAGUCCGCUUGCAUCACUAAGCGAAAGUGAUAAAUUUUGCUUCAAAACAGGCGAAAAUAAGAGACAAAUUAGUGAAAUAUAUUUUAUUUAAUAAUGAGUAAGAAUACAUUAAUUCACUAAUGUUUAACAAUAAUGUUAAUAAAUUUAUACCA
Molecule: messenger RNA, 1295 nt
Organism: Zophobas morio
Lineage: Eukaryota; Metazoa; Arthropoda; Insecta; Coleoptera; Tenebrionidae
Exons: 3
Coding region: 110-772 (220 amino acids)
Molecular function (GO): sequence-specific DNA binding
Source: RefSeq, a predicted model, not a curated record